Messenger RNA from Penicillium waksmanii, 474 nucleotides. RefSeq lists its product as uncharacterized. The record is from RefSeq and is a predicted model, not a curated record. Bases 1 to 474 code for a protein of 157 amino acids. The transcript has 2 exons. Lineage: Eukaryota; Fungi; Ascomycota; Eurotiomycetes; Eurotiales; Aspergillaceae.
AUGGCCGACAUCAAGCCCCCUUUCACUAAAGAAUCCGCUCACCUGAAGGUCAAAGCAGCUCAGAACAUGUGGAAUACCCAGGACCCGUCAAAAGUCGUCAACGGAUACACGCCGACAUGUAUCUGGCGAAACCGCACAACAUUUUUCUCAGGAUCGGAAGCGAUCGUCAAAUUUUUGACGGCAAAGUGGAAUCGCGAGAAGAACUAUCGUCUGCGAAAGGAGCUCUUUGCUUUUUGGGAGGACCGUAUCGCCGUGCAGUUUUGGUAUGAGUUUCAGGAUGCGGAUGAUGGAAUGAAGUGGAAACGUUGCUAUGGGUUGGAAGAUUGGACUUUUGAUCCGGAGAGUGGAAAGAUGUGUAAGCGCAUGAUGAGCGGGAAUGAUAUGCUUCUUGGGUCUGGUGGGAAUGGUGAGGGGCGUUGGUUUGUGGAGGGGGUUGAUGUUAAUAAGGUGCAUAUCAGUCAGGAGCACUGGUAG